Molecule: messenger RNA, 3060 nt
Organism: Dipodomys spectabilis (banner-tailed kangaroo rat)
Lineage: Eukaryota; Metazoa; Chordata; Mammalia; Rodentia; Heteromyidae
Gene: Dusp6
Product: dual specificity phosphatase 6
Exons: 3
Coding region: 689-1834 (381 amino acids)
Biological process (GO): regulation of heart growth; negative regulation of ERK1 and ERK2 cascade; protein dephosphorylation
Cellular component (GO): cytosol; cytoplasm
Molecular function (GO): MAP kinase tyrosine/serine/threonine phosphatase activity; protein tyrosine/threonine phosphatase activity
Source: RefSeq, a predicted model, not a curated record
CUCCCGCCGAGCCCGCUGUUGCAGCUUGUUUGCACUGGGGCUUAUCCGGAGCGGAAAUUCCUUUCCGUUUUUGUGAAUGACAAACUCAUUAACAAUUCAUCAACACAACCUGUUCCAGCCGGCCCGUCCCCACGGCAACAGCCCCUUCCGCGGCGCGCUCAUUGGCUGGCCGAGAGAAUGUAUCCAUUGAGACGCUCGCUGUUUGUAUCCAUUGAGGAGCUGCCUCGCGCUGGGGGUGUGCUCGGGCUGAGUCCUAGGAACAAAUCCAGGCUUGAAUAAUCCGGGGAGAAAAGACAGCAGGGUAGAUUUGAGGUGCAACCUUGGAGGGAGGGGAUUAAGAGCCGCUUGGGUUUUUGUGGGUUGGUUUUUUUUUUUUUCCUUUCCCCCCCUUGCCUAGAGUCCGAAUUAAUUGGAUUUCAUUCACUGGGGGAGGAACAAAACUGGGCAGCUUCAUUGAGACACAUUCAUUGACUCCAAAGAGCGAACGGCUGCAGCCGGGCGCAUUGGGACCGACGGCUUCACGGGUGUCUCGCCUUCCCCAACCGCUUAGCCUCCGCUUGGGAAAGGCCAGGCGCUAUUAAAUCCCGCUCGGAGAGCGGCGGCUCGGUGCAGCAGCGCGCUCAGUCUAUGCCUGCCCGGAGGGGCGUCUGGUAGGCAAUCGGCCCUUCGUUCCGCAGCCUCGACCCCCAUGAUAGAUACGCUCAGACCCGUGCCCUUCGCGUCGGAAAUGGCGAUCAGCAAGACCGUGGCGUGGCUCAACGAGCAGCUGGAACUGGGCAACGAGCGGCUGCUGCUGAUGGACUGCCGACCACAGGAACUGUACGAGUCGUCGCACAUCGAGUCGGCCAUCAACGUGGCCAUCCCGGGCAUCAUGCUGCGGCGCCUGCAGAAGGGUAACCUGCCGGUGCGCGCGCUCUUCACGCGCGGCGAGGACCGGGACCGCUUUACCCGGCGCUGCGGCACCGACACGGUGGUGCUGUACGACGAGAGCAGCAGCGACUGGAACGAAAACACGAGCGGCGAGUCGGUGCUCGGGCUGCUGCUCAAGAAGCUCAAGGACGAGGGCUGCCGGGCAUUCUAUCUGGAAGGUGGCUUCAAUAAGUUCCAAGCCGAGUUUGCCCUGCACUGCGAGACCAAUCUAGACGGCUCCUGUAGCAGUAGCUCGCCUCCAUUGCCAGUGUUGGGGCUUGGGGGCCUGCGGAUCAGCUCCGACUCCUCCUCAGACAUCGAGUCUGACCUUGACCGAGACCCCAAUAGUGCAACGGACUCGGAUGGCAGCCCGCUGUCCAACAGCCAGCCUUCCUUCCCCGUGGAGAUCCUGCCCUUCUUGUACUUGGGUUGUGCCAAGGACUCUACCAACUUGGACGUGUUGGAGGAGUUCGGCAUCAAGUACAUCUUGAAUGUCACCCCCAAUUUGCCCAAUCUCUUUGAGAACGCAGGAGAGUUCAAAUACAAGCAAAUUCCGAUCUCGGAUCACUGGAGCCAAAACUUGUCCCAGUUUUUCCCUGAGGCCAUUUCUUUCAUAGAUGAAGCCCGGGGCAAGAACUGUGGUGUCUUGGUACAUUGCCUGGCCGGCAUCAGCCGCUCUGUCACGGUGACAGUGGCUUAUCUUAUGCAGAAGCUCAAUCUGUCCAUGAAUGAUGCUUAUGACAUUGUCAAGAUGAAGAAAUCCAACAUCUCCCCUAACUUCAACUUCAUGGGCCAGUUGCUAGACUUCGAGAGGACCCUGGGACUCAGCAGCCCCUGUGACAACCGGGUGCCAGCACAGCAGCUCUAUUUCACCACCCCUUCCAACCAGAAUGUGUACCAGGUGGACUCCCUGCAGUCCACGUGAAAGGCACCACACCUGUCCUUGCUGGGAGUUUCCAAUUCCUUCAGCAGUUUCUCUUGGCAGCACUAGCUGGGCUGCUUUCUUUGUGUGUGGCCCUAGGUGUCAAAAUGUCACCAGCUGUCUGUAUUAGACAGGGUUACCAAGUUGUGGAAUUGGUUAUUUACAAAGAGAGAUUUGCUCCAUUCUCUAUGGAAGAACAGGACAUGCUGCCUGGAUACAGACAGUAGGUUUGCUCUGCACCCAUGUGUAACUGCACCCAUGUGUACAGCCUACCCCAUGCUGGGACUGGAAUUCAGGACUUCCAGGUACAUAGGGUAGGACCAAAUGGGGUAGGUAGGGUUAGAGGCAUGUGUUCUUUAGGGCCUUGUAUGGCUGUUUUCCUUUUGCAUCUGGAAUUAACUAUUUUGUCUUCAGUGAAGACUGAUUCAACUUUGCAUAUAGUGGAGCCAAAGAGAGAUUUCAGCUCUGUAUUUGUAGUAUCAGUUUGGAAAGGAAAAACUGAUACUCCAUUUGAUUAUUGUAAAUAUUUGAUCUUCAAUCACUUGGCAGUAUUUGUUUGGAUUGUAGGGGUUUUGUUUUUUCUUUGAUAGAGUUAAAAGAAAUCCAAAGGGAGAAAGAGCAGUAUGCCACAUGUUAAAACAAAAAGAAGGGGAAGAAAAGUAAUUUUCUUUUGGCUCUUUUCUAAUCCAAAGGGUUACUUGCAAGCAUGCACGACUUAUACCAGUUCUGAGGACAUUUUCAUGGACACUAUUAUCACUAAGACCUUGUUAUGGUGCAGUCUAAAGUCUUUUCAUAUAUAUGAAGUCUGAUCAUUGUGAUUUUUUUUUUUUCUCUUAAUGUAGUUUGACUAUGCCUUACCUUUGUAAUAUACUCUGACUUGUGUUGUCUCAAUCAAAAGGGGUUAUCUGGGAAAGACACCAAAAUCAUGGGCUCACUUUUUUUUUUUAACUUCAGCUGUGCUAAACAGUAUAUUACCUCUGUACAAAAAUUCUUCAGGGAGUGUCAUCUCAAAUGCAAUACUUUGGGUUGGUUCCUUUCCUUCUUUGAAAGAAUUUGUAUAAAACUGGAAGUGUGUGUUGAGAGCAUGGGUAUCCAUUUGCUAGGUGGAAUGCAUCUGAUUGUGAAUAAGAGAGUUGCUCCAUAUGUUCGUGGUGUAAAGUUUUGAGCUGGAAUUUAUUAUGAGAAUGUAAAACCUUAAAUUAUUAAUAAAUAACUAUUUUGGCUAUUAA